Oxyura jamaicensis (ruddy duck) is the source of this 2706-nucleotide messenger RNA. It is a transcript of the gene ZBTB17, whose product is annotated as zinc finger and BTB domain containing 17. Gene Ontology annotation, biological process: regulation of transcription by RNA polymerase II. Bases 142 to 2598 code for a protein of 818 amino acids. Gene Ontology annotation, molecular function: DNA-binding transcription factor activity, RNA polymerase II-specific; protein binding; RNA polymerase II cis-regulatory region sequence-specific DNA binding. The transcript is spliced from 15 exons. The record is from RefSeq and is a predicted model, not a curated record. Lineage: Eukaryota; Metazoa; Chordata; Aves; Anseriformes; Anatidae.
CCUCCCGCCUCCUUCCCGCGCGUGCGCGGGCCCCGCCGGCCGAGGGGGGGGCGACGCCGCUUCCGCCCGGCGCCAAGAUGGCGGCGCCCUUUGUCUGGGCCGUGUCACGGGCGGCGCUGUGAGGCCGCCGCCGGCCCCGGCAUGGCAGCCAUGGAUUUCCCCCAGCACAGCAAGCAAGUCCUGGAGCAGCUGAACCAGCAGCGGCAGCUGGGCUUGCUGUGCGACUGCACCUUCGUGGUGAAUGGCAUCAACUUCAAGGCCCACAAAGCCGUGCUGGCGGCGUGCAGCGAGUACUUCAGGAUGCUCUUCGUGGACCAGAAGGACGUGGUGCACCUCGACAUCAACAACACGGCAGGCCUGGGCCAGGUUUUGGACUUCAUGUACACCGCCAAGCUGAGCCUGAACCCCGACAACGUGGAAGACGUGCUGGCCGUGGCGGGGUUCCUCCAGAUGCAGGAGAUCGUCAGUGCCUGCAACGCGCUCAAGUCCCUCACGGUGCUGGCGGAAAGCCCCGCGCAGAGCCAGGAGGUCCCCGCCGAGACGGGGGCUGAGAAGGCGGCCGUCGAGGACACCGCGGUGGCAGCAGGAACGCGGGGUGAUUCCGACAAACCCAAACCAGUUCCUCCCACCCAGGAGGGCAAGGAAGAGGCGCCGGUGGCGGCCGCGGCGCAGCCCGAGGAGCAGGCGGAGCAGCUGGAUGUCAAAGAGGUCCCCGCAGAAGGUCAGCAACCAGGAGGUGCAGACAGCGCCGCCCAGGCGGGCCCUGCCGACGGCUUCCCCAGCCCCACGCAGCCCGCGGAGGGCGGCAGCAGCCCCGCGGCCGAGGGCGGCGUCCCCCAGCCCGCCGUGACGGGAGCUGCAGAGGCGGAGCUGGAAGGGAAGGAGGAAGAGGGGGAGAUGGCGGCAGAGGAUGAAGAGGAGGCUAAAAUCCCCAGGGAAGUGCAGCCCAAGGUGGAAAAUGGAGAAAAUGCCGAGGAUAACGAAUCGGGGAGCGCCGACUCCGGGCAGGAGAACUCGGGUGAACCCCGGCUGCUGCGCUCGGGCACUUACAGCGACCGGACCGAGUCGAAAGCCUACGGCUCCGUCACGCACAAGUGCGAGGACUGCGGGAAGGAGUUCACCCACACCGGGAACUUCAAGCGGCACAUCCGCAUCCACACCGGUGAGAAGCCCUUCUCCUGCCGGGAGUGCAACAAAGCCUUCUCCGACCCGGCCGCCUGCAAAGCCCACGAGAAGACGCACAGCCCCCUGAAGCCCUACGGCUGCGAGGAGUGCGGGAAGAGCUACCGCCUCAUCAGCCUGCUGAACCUGCACAAGAAGCGGCACACGGGGGAGGCCAAGUACCGCUGCGACGACUGCGGCAAGCUCUUCACCACCUCCGGCAACCUGAAGCGGCACCAGCUGGUGCACAGCGGGGAGAAGCCGUACCAGUGCGACUACUGCGGGCGCUCCUUCUCCGACCCCACCUCCAAAAUGCGGCACCUGGAGACCCACGACACCGACAAGGAGCACAAGUGUCCCCACUGCGACAAGAAAUUCAACCAGGUGGGGAACUUGAAAGCUCACUUGAAGAUUCACAUUGCAGACGGGCCCCUCAAGUGUCGGGAGUGCGGCAAGCAGUUCACCACUUCAGGCAACCUGAAGCGGCACCUGCGGAUCCACAGCGGGGAGAAGCCCUACGUCUGCGUUCACUGCCAGCGGCAGUUCGCUGACCCCGGGGCGCUGCAGCGGCACGUGCGCAUCCACACGGGAGAGAAGCCGUGCCAGUGCCUGAUCUGCGGGAAGGCUUUCACCCAGGCCAGCUCCCUCAUCGCCCACGUGCGCCAGCACACGGGGGAGAAGCCCUACGUCUGCGAGCGCUGCGGCAAGAGGUUCGUGCAGUCGAGCCAGCUGGCUAACCACAUCCGCCACCACGACAACAUCCGACCCCACAAGUGCACCGUCUGCAACAAGGCCUUCGUCAACGUGGGCGACCUGUCCAAGCACAUCAUCAUCCACACCGGGGAGAAGCCGUUCCUGUGUGACAAGUGCGGCCGUGGCUUCAACCGGGUGGACAACCUGCGCUCCCACGUGAAGACGGUGCACCAGGGCAAGGCGGGCAUGAAGAUCCUCGAGCCGGAGGACGGCGGCGAGGUCAACAUUGUCACGGUGGCCUCAGAUGACAUGGUGACGCUCGCCACCGAGGCACUGGCCGCCACCGCUGUCACGCAGCUCACGGUGGUCCCCGUGGCGGCCGCCGUGACGGCCGACGAGACGGAAGCACUUAAAGCGGAGAUCACUAAAGCGGUGAAACAAGUGCAGGAAGCAGACCCCAACACCCAGAUCCUCUACGCCUGCGACUCCUGCGGGGAGAAAUUCCUGGACGCCACCAGCCUGGCGCAGCACGUCCGCAUCCACACAGCCCAGGCCCUCGUCAUGUUCCAGGCCGACACGGACUUUUACCAGCAAUACGGGGCCGCCACCGCCACCUGGCAAACAGAGCAGGUCCUCCCCACGGGGGAGCUGCUCUUUCGCGCCCGUGAUGCCCCCCCUGAGCCCCCUGCCACCCCCCUGGCCCCCGUGCCCCUGGCCGGGGAGGGCCAGGCGCCCACCGAGUGACCUGCCUGCCCUCCCUCGCCUUUAUUUAAAGACAGCUGCUUGGAAAUGGUGUAAAAAGUGUAUUUCUGGAAGGAGAGACAGAAGGAAUAAAUUGCAAUAUUUUCUAAC